Molecule: messenger RNA, 1387 nt
Organism: Aspergillus campestris IBT 28561
Lineage: Eukaryota; Fungi; Ascomycota; Eurotiomycetes; Eurotiales; Aspergillaceae
Product: isocitrate dehydrogenase (NAD(+)) IDH2
Exons: 6
Coding region: 108-1262 (384 amino acids)
Biological process (GO): tricarboxylic acid cycle; isocitrate metabolic process
Cellular component (GO): mitochondrion
Molecular function (GO): NAD binding; magnesium ion binding; isocitrate dehydrogenase (NAD+) activity
Source: RefSeq, a predicted model, not a curated record
GUCCGGCCCGUCUCUUCUCUCUCUCUCUCUCUCUCCUCCACUCUCUCUCCCUCCUUUUUCAUCCCUCCCUCUUUCACAUCAAUUGUUUGUGCUGGGGUUAUAUCAAAAUGAUUGCUGCUAGGAAUUUUGCUGCCCCCGCCCGGCAAUGCUUGCGGGCGUCUCGUGUCACCCCCAGAGUUGUCUCGCCCUUUUCGCAGCUGCGUGGUUUCGCCUCCGCUGAUGAACGGGUCGCUAAGUUCAAGGGACAGAAGGGUUCUGAUGGAAAAUACACGGUGACUCUGAUCGAGGGUGACGGUAUCGGUCCCGAGAUCUCUCAGUCUAUCAAGGACAUCUUCGACGCCGCGAAGGCCCCCGUCAAGUGGGAGCCCGUCGAUGUUACGCCGAUCCUGAAAGAUGGAAAGACCGCUAUCCCCGACGAUGCGAUCGCGAGCGUGAAGAAGAACUACGUUGCCCUGAAGGGUCCCCUUGCUACCCCCGUUGGCAAGGGCCACGUCUCUCUCAACCUGACUCUGCGUCGUACCUUCAACCUGUUCGCCAACGUCCGUCCCUGCCGCUCCGUUGCGGGCUACAAGACCCCCUACGACAACGUGGACACCGUCCUGAUCCGUGAGAACACCGAGGGUGAAUACUCCGGCAUCGAGCACGUCGUCGUCGACGGCGUUGUCCAGAGCAUCAAGCUCAUCACCCGCGAGGCCUCCGAGCGUGUGCUGCGUUUCGCCUUCCAGUACGCUCGCUCGAUCAACAAGAAGAAGGUCCGCGUCGUGCACAAGGCCACCAUCAUGAAGAUGUCCGACGGUCUCUUCCUGAACAUCGCCCGUGAAAUCUCCAAGGAGUUCCCCGACAUUGAGUUCGACGCUGAGCUGCUUGACAACUCCUGCCUGAAGAUUGUCACCGACCCCACCCCUUACAACGACAAGGUCCUUGUCAUGCCCAACCUGUACGGUGACAUUCUGUCCGACAUGUGCGCCGGCCUGAUCGGUGGUCUCGGUCUCACCCCCUCCGGCAACAUCGGUGACGAGUGCUCCAUCUUCGAGGCCGUCCACGGUUCGGCCCCCGACAUUGCUGGCAAGGCCCUCGCCAACCCCACUGCCAUGCUGCUGAGCAGCAUCAUGAUGCUUCAGCACAUGGGUCUCCACGACCACGCCGCCCGCAUCCAGAAGGCUACUUUCGAUACCCUGCAAGAAGGCAAGUACCUGACCGGUGAUCUUGGCGGCAAGGCCAAGACCCACGAAUACGCUGGGGCCAUCAUGAACCGCCUAUAAGGGAGUGUUCACUGUACUAUUUUUGUCUAUCAUCUCUUUUUUUAUUUAGCCUGUGAAUGGUUAGACCCAAUGUACUGAUCAGUCCUACGUAUUCUUAUAUGUAAUUAUUCAAAAGCCGUUUUGAU